CCCGAGCUCCCAAACGCACUUCAAUCAAAGAGCGUUUUUACGCUAUGGUCGAUUCAUUGAAGGUGUAAAAUAAUUUAAUUCGUUUGGUGGUGCUUUGUUCGUUGUAUUGUAACUAAAAGUUGGUGUAGAAUGGUGUUAAAUAAUCGGCAGUAUCUGUGUAUGUAUGGUACGUGAGACGAUUAGCGAGAUAUGUUCAGUGAAUUGGACGUUGUAAGGACAAAGUUAUGUUGAGUAUCUCCGUAUGUCACCGGGUUGCACCUCUAUACCUGGCGCUCGAAGCGGCUGCGUCGGUGCGUCGGUAGGGAUGGUGGCGUAGCGGCCGCGAUGACGCCGUGUCUGCUCGCGCUGCUGCUCGCCGCCUCGCCGCUGCUCGCGCUCGACAUCUCGCAAUGCAUCGCGCCGCUGGGCAUGGAGAGCGGGCAGAUCCCGGACCGCGACCUCAGCGCCUCCUCCUCCUUCAACGACGGCAACGUGGGCCCGCAGAACGGCAGGUUGAAUCAAGAGAUCAAGGGCGGCGCGUGGUGCCCAAAGGCGCAGGUGACGACGGAGGCCAGCGAGUGGCUGCAGGUGGAGCUGCCCGGCGUGCACGUGCUGACGGCCGUGGGCACGCAGGGCCGCUUCGGCAACGGCCAGGGCGUGGAGUACGCCGAGAGCUAUGUGCUGGAGUACUGGCGCCCGCGCCUCAACAAGUGGCUGCGCUACCGCGCCGCCGACGGCCAGGAGAUCCUGCCGGGCAACACGAACACGUACCUGGAGAAGAAGAACCGCCUGGAGCCGGCCAUCUGGGCGUCGCGCCUGCGCCUGCUGCCCUACAGCUCGCACCGCCGCACCGUCUGCAUGCGCGCCGAGCUCUACGGCUGCCCCUGGAGCGCCGGCAUCGUGUCGUACUCGAUGCCUAAGGGCAACAAGCGCAGCAACGGCGUGGAGCUGACGGACACGACGUACGACGGGCAGUGGGGCGCCGAGCUGCGCGGCGGGCUGGGCCAGCUGGUGGACGGCGUGUUCGGCGGCGACGACAUCCGCGAGGCCGCGCGCCCGUCCGCCUGGGUCGGCUGGCGCAACGACUCGCGCGCGCCGCCCGCCGUCACCUUCGAGUUCGACCGCGUGCGCGAGUUCAGCGCCGUCCACAUCUACUGCAACAACCGCUUCAUGCGCGACGUGCAGGUGUUCUCGGAGGCGGUGGUGUCGUUCUCUGUGGGCGGCGCGCGCUUCCAGGAGGAGGCGGUGCGGUUCGCGCCCGAGCCCGACCUCAUCUUCGAGGCGUCGCGCAACGUGUCCAUCAAGCUGCACCACCGCAUCGCCAAGUGGGUGCGCAUCGAGCUGCACUUCGCCGCGCGCUGGAUCCUCAUCAGCGAGGUCGUCUUCGACAGCGACGUGGCGCAAGGCAACUACUCCAUGGAGGUGGGGAAGGCGGCGGGCGCGCCAGCGGCGCCGGCGCCGGCCGCGGAGGCGCCGGUGUCGACGGCGCGCGCGCAGGACCCGCUGUACCUGGCGCUGGUGGUGGGCGUGCUGACGGCGCUGGCGGUGCUGCUGGGCGUGGCCGUGCUGCUGCUGGUGCACCGCCACCGCCACCGCAAGUGCUUCGCCUCGCCGCUGGCCAAGGCCGCCGCGCCCGCCGCCCACGCCGCGCAGCCCAUGGCCUUGGACGGCUACUCGGUGUGCUCGCCGCCGGACUCGAAGCUGCACAUGGAGUGCGCCAUGGAGAUGAAGGCGGACGAGUACCAGGAGCCCUACCAGCCGCUCAAGUGCGCGCCCUACUGCGGCUACAGCUCCGUGCUGCUGGAGAUGCACCCGCUCGCGCCCUCCGGUACCCCGCCCCCCCUAGCGAGUGCCAGGAGCCCCCCCAGCCGCUCAAGUGCGCGCCCUACUGCGGCUACAGCUCCGUGCUGCUGGAGAUGCACCCGCUCGCGCCCUCCGGGCAUUUAUACGAAUCCUCGAAAUAGCUUGCCCUACCUCCAUUUCGCGACAACAUGGCUGGCGCUGAGAAAAUACAGCUCCAACUACGAGUACGCGGUGCCGGAGCUGAGCUCGGCGCCGCUGCUGGGCCGGCGCCGCGGCGACUCGGGCUCCGAGCGCGGCGCCGCCGAGACGCUGCGCCUGGCGCGCCGCUCGCCCACGCUCAGCGCGCGCGACGCACGGGUCAGUGCCGGGACUAGUGUAGCCACCAUCAUACAGCUGGGCGCCGCUGCCGGGCCGGCGCCGCGGCGACUCGGCCUCCGAGCGCGGCGCCGCCGAGACGCUGCGCCUGGCGCGCCGCUCGCCCACGCUCACUGGGCGCCGCUGCCGGGCCGGCGCCGCGGCGACUCGGGCUCCGAGCGCGGCGCCGCCGAGACGCUGCGCCUGGCGCGCCGCUCGCCCACGCUCAGCGCGCGCGACGCACGGGUCAGUGCCGGGACUAGUGUAGCCACCAUCAUACAGCUGGGCGCCGCUGCCGGGCCGGCGCCGCGGCGACUCGGCCUCCGAGCGCGGCGCCGCCGAGACGCUGCGCCUGGCGCGCCGCUCGCCCACGCUCACUGGGCGCCGCUGCCGGGCCGGCGCCGCGGCGACUCGGCCUCCGAGCGCGGCGCCGCCGAGACGCUGCGCCUGGCGCGCCGCUCGCCCACGCUCAGCGCGCGCGACGCACGGGUCAGUGCCGGGACUAGUGUAGCCACCAUCAUACAGCUGGGCGCCGCUGCCGGGCCGGCGCCGCGGCGACUCGGCCUCCGAGCGCGGCGCCGCCGAGACGCUGCGCCUGGCGCGCCGCUCGCCCACGCUCACUGGGCGCCGCUGCCGGGCCGGCGCCGCGGCGACUCGGGCUCCGAGCGCGGCGCCGCCGAGACGCUGCGCCUGGCGCGCCGCUCGCCCACGCUCAGCGCGCGCGACGCACGGGUCAGUGCCGGGACUAGUGUAGCCACCAUCAUACAGCUGGGCGCCGCUGCCGGGCCGGCGCCGCGGCGACUCGGGCUCCGAGCGCGGCGCCGCCGAGACGCUGCGCCUGGCGCGCCGCUCGCCCACGCUCACUGGGCGCCGCUGCCGGGCCGGCGCCGCGGCGACUCGGGCUCCGAGCGCGGCGCCGCCGAGACGCUGCGCCUGGCGCGCCGCUCGCCCACGCUCAGCGCGCGCGACGCACGGGAGGAGGAGUGCAUGGUGCGCCUGGAGUCGCCGAGCCCGCGCGCGGCGGCGUCGGAGCUGGCGCGGCGGCUGGCGGGCGCGGCCGUGCCCGAGGUGCCGCGCCACCGCCUGCGCAUGAUCUCCAAGCUGGCCGAGGGCGCUUUCGGCACGGUGUACGUGGCGGAGGCGGACGGCGUGCCGGACUACGACGGCGUCGUGACGCCCGAAGCGCGCCUCGUCGCCGUCAAGUUCCUGUGCCCCGACGCCAACGAGCGCGAGAGACAAGAGUUCGAGCGCGACGUGCGCAUCCUGGCGGCGCUGGCGUGCCCGCAGCUGGCGCGCGUGGUGGGCGUGUGCCGCGCGGCGCCGCUGGCCGUGGUGCUCGAGUACCUGCAGCACGAGCUGGGCGCCUUCCUGCGCGCCGCCGCGCCGCCGCCGCCGCCCGCCGCGCUGCUGCUGGUCGCACAACAAGUGGCCGCCGGCAUGCGCUACCUGCAGGCGCUCGGCUUCGUGCACCGCGACCUCGCCGCACGAAACAUCCUGAUCGGCAAGGGCUACCAGGUGAAGAUCAGCGACUUCGGCACCGACAACGAGGCGUACGCGGGCGACUACUACAAGGUGGCGGGGCGCAUCCCGCUGCCGCUGCGCUGGGCCGCCUGGGAGGUGGCGCUGGCCGGCCGCCACUCCGCCAGCAGCGACGCCUGGGCCUUCGCCGUCACGCUGUACGAGGUGUACACGCUGUGCCGCGUGCGGCCCUACGCGCACCUGGCCGACGCCGGGGUGCUGGCCAACCUGGCGCACCUGCAGGCCGACGACGGGCUGUUCGAGAGCCUGCCGCGCCCGCCCGCCUGCCCGCGCGAGCUCUACGACGCCAUGCGGGCGUGCUGGCGCCGCGACGCCGCGCGCCGGCCGUCCUUCGCCGAGCUGCACGAGCUGCUGCGCCGCCUGGCCGCGUGACG
Ostrinia nubilalis (European corn borer) is the source of this 4049-nucleotide messenger RNA. It is a transcript of the gene Tkz, whose product is annotated as discoidin domain-containing receptor 2-like. Bases 325 to 4047 code for a protein of 1240 amino acids. The transcript has 19 exons. Gene Ontology annotation, molecular function: collagen binding; ATP binding; protein tyrosine kinase collagen receptor activity. Gene Ontology annotation, cellular component: plasma membrane; signaling receptor complex. Gene Ontology annotation, biological process: positive regulation of kinase activity; protein phosphorylation; positive regulation of neuron projection development. The record is from RefSeq and is a predicted model, not a curated record. NCBI's taxonomy places the organism in Eukaryota, Metazoa, Arthropoda, Insecta, Lepidoptera, Crambidae.